Colletotrichum higginsianum IMI 349063 is the source of this 1305-nucleotide messenger RNA. RefSeq names its product Inorganic pyrophosphatase. Gene Ontology annotation, molecular function: inorganic diphosphate phosphatase activity; magnesium ion binding. Gene Ontology annotation, cellular component: cytoplasm; nucleus. Gene Ontology annotation, biological process: phosphate-containing compound metabolic process. NCBI's taxonomy places the organism in Eukaryota, Fungi, Ascomycota, Sordariomycetes, Glomerellales, Glomerellaceae. Bases 1 to 1305 code for a protein of 434 amino acids. The record is from RefSeq and is a predicted model, not a curated record. The transcript has 5 exons.
AUGCCACUCCUACGAGGCAUUAAGCUGCAGCUCCCCAAGACAACUGUCAGCCCGGUCGCUGCUGCCCCUGUACCCGUACUGCAGCUGCUGCCUCCCACCGCCGCCCGCCGCGCACUCAGUUUUUGCGUGCCUUCUGCCCGACCCAGUCCCGUUUCCACAGUCACUCGUCGACCCCCGAUUCAGGCCCCGUCCCGGGCCAAUCACUCAGCAACCCUGGCGGCACACACCAAGCCGACGCCCGGGUCUUCUACCCCUCCCCCUCCAUCCCUCCUUGCAUCAUCCGCCAACGGCACCCCUCCUCGCCCGUCACAAUCUGCUGCCGCCCCCGGUAUUAAAUCCAAAAUUCCCUCCCAACGCACCGCGCAGAUUGCCCGUCACUUCUCUACCAUCUCCAAGGACUCUGACCCAAGUUUCCAUCACCAAACGCCCGCAAUGGCCUCUCCCUACUCCCUCCGCAAGGUUGGUGCUCCUAACACCUUGGAGCACCGUGUCUACAUCGAGAAGGAUGGCAUCCCCGUGUCCCCCUUCCACGACAUCCCCCUCUACGCCAACCAGGAGCAGACCAUCCUGAACAUGGUCGUUGAGAUCCCCCGCUGGACCAACGCCAAGCUCGAGAUCUCCAAGGAGGAGCUCCUCAACCCCAUCAAGCAGGACAUCAAGAAGGGCAAGCUUCGCUACGUCCGCAACUGCUUCCCCCAUAAGGGCUACCUCUGGAACUACGGUGCCUUCCCCCAGACUUGGGAGGACCCUAACGCCAUCCACCCCGAGACCAAGGCUAAGGGUGACAACGACCCUCUCGAUGUCUGCGAGAUCGGUGAGCUUGUCGGCUACACCGGUCAGGUCAAGCAGGUCAAGGUCCUCGGUGUCAUGGCCCUGCUCGACGAGGAGGAGACCGACUGGAAGGUCAUUGUUAUCGACGUGAACGACCCCCUGGCUCCCAAGCUCAACGACGUUGAGGACGUCGAGCGCCACCUGCCCGGUCUUCUCCGCGCCACCAACGAGUGGUUCCGCAUCUACAAGAUCCCCGACGGAAAGCCCGAGAACCAGUUCGCCUUCACCGGCGAGUGCAAGAACAAGAGCUACGCCAUGGACGUCGUCCGUGAGUGCGCCGAGGCCUGGGAGAGACUCAUCACCGGCAAGACCCAGCCCGGCAGCGUCUCCACCGCCAACACCACCGUCAGCCAGUCCCCCGCCCGCCUCGGCUCUGACCAGCUUCCUCCUCUGCCUCCCAACCAGGACCUCCCCGCCGAGAAGAUUGAUGCUUCCAUUGACAAGUGGUUCUUCAUCAGCGGUGCCUCCGCAUAA